AUGCAGCCUUUAUAUUCUGUUGACCAUGAGACUCGGCAUAAUACCAAUCACACUGAGGAAGAGUCUCCUGCUCCGGUAACUCCAGAAGAAAACACUCCAUUGCUCCAUCGGUUCCCAAACAAUGGGUCUGAACGGAAUCCAGUGACAACUGUCAUUGUCAGCUUGCUCCUUGUGAUCCUAAUUGCUGGUGUCAUCAUUGGCAUAUAUCUCCUCAUUUUACAGAAUGAUUCUGAAAAUAUUUUACCACCAGUGGAGCGUCCGUUGCAGUUAGUCAGCAGAUCCCAAUGGGAUACUAGUGAUGGAGACCAGAGCGCAUUGAGAUCAUUCCCCUAUAGACUGAGAGCAGUUACGGUUGUUCAAACGGGAACUGAACGAUGCAAUAGUACGGAGUCAUGUACAAAACUACUACUGGAAAUGCAGAACAACGUCACGGCAGUGAACGCCACGUUGCCGUAUAAUUUCUUGAUAUCGUCUAAUGGUCAAACCUAUGAGGCUCUCGGCUGGCUCAAGUGUAUCCCUCAGGCGACGAAAAACACAAUGCCUACUGGACUGCUUUUAGCUUUCAUAGGCAAUUUCACCGAAACUCCACCGACUCAGUCACAGCUUCAAGAAGCAAAGAACUUCUUCGAUACAUCGGUGAGCGAACAGUACCUGCAUCCAUCUUACCGUAUAUUUGGUAAAAACAAAAACGACACGCCGACACACUUGAUCGACAGCCUUAAAGCAUUUCCGCAGUGGAGCAACGAAUUUUCAGAUAAAAAUUGAACCUUACGCCUAUUAAAAUAGGCGUCAGUUAUUUCCAACGACGAGGUUGUCCUUCAUAGAUUUGGGCUUGUUAAUUUUCCUUAUUGGAGAAUUGUGCCAAUGACGUUUUUCUUUCGAAUUUCAAUUCUAUAUUACUUUCAAAUGAUGAAUGAACAGUACAUUUGAACAGUUUUUCUUAACAUAGUAGUACAAUUUUCUUGUAGAAAUCGGUAGAUUUGGAUCACAGUUAUGAUAGAAAUUUUAUUGGUAGUACGUAGUAAUUUAUAAAAAGUGACUUUAUUGACUUUGCUAGUGAGAGUAGGUGUAAGAAUUAUAUAUUUGAAUCGAUAGCAAUGCCCGGAACACUAAAAGUAUAUUGCCGAUUGAUGUUCUGAUUGUUUCAAUUCGGCUCCAUCCUGUUAUUAUUCCUAAUCGCCUUCUCGAUAAUAACAUUCGAAUUUGAUUUACUAAAUGCACUGAUUAUCGCUCAGUUAUACGCAUUGCAUCGAUUGUAACAGGCCGAUUAAAGGAAAACAACAUUUUUAUUAAGAACUAAUAAUUUUUAGUGCAAUCAUAUAAAAAA
This is a messenger RNA of Spodoptera exigua (beet armyworm), 1327 nucleotides long. Lineage: Eukaryota; Metazoa; Arthropoda; Insecta; Lepidoptera; Noctuidae. The record is from the annotation of a GenBank genome assembly.